Messenger RNA from Drosophila willistoni, 1868 nucleotides. RefSeq names its product UNC93-like protein. The record is from RefSeq and is a predicted model, not a curated record. The transcript is spliced from 7 exons. Gene Ontology annotation, molecular function: potassium channel regulator activity. The coding region runs from base 117 to 1676 and encodes 519 amino acids. Gene Ontology annotation, cellular component: plasma membrane; striated muscle dense body. Lineage: Eukaryota; Metazoa; Arthropoda; Insecta; Diptera; Drosophilidae. Gene Ontology annotation, biological process: regulation of potassium ion transport; regulation of muscle contraction.
UUUUAAGUGUGCACGUCAACGGUUCGCUGUCCGCUGCUCAUUCAGUUUCUGGUUGCCUCCCCCUUAAAACCCAGACGUGAACUACAACAAACACAAAAACAACAAAAACUUUCACAAUGGUCACCAACGAUCCCAAUCAGGAGGAACUGGCUUUGGAAACCAACUCAGGGCACAUUCAAGUCAAUGGCAAUGGCAACAUCAAUGAAAACGGGAAUGGAAUUGGCAACGGCGACAACAAAAUCAAUCAGCGUCAAUAUGAGCCGCGUGAAAGUUUUAUAAUAACAAAAAAUGUUGUUGUAAUUGGACUGGCAUUCAUGGUACAUUUUACCGCCUUCCAUGGCACUGCCAAUCUACAGAGUUCGGUCAACUCGGACAAGGCAUUGGGCUCAAUUACACUGGCAGUUAUCUAUGGCUCAUUGAUCUUAUCGAAUAUAUUCCUGCCCAUGACGGUCAUCAGUUGGUUCGGCUGCCGUUUGACCAUGAUUUUGGCUUUCUUUGCCUACAUGCCAUUCAUUGCUGCUCAGUUUUAUCCACGCUUCGAGACAUUGGUUCCGGCCGCCCUAAUGAUCGGAUUUGGGGGUGGUCCAUUAUGGUGCUCGAAAUGCACAUAUCUAUCCACUGUAGCCGAGGCGCUGACCCAAGUUCGUGGCAACAAAUCACGCAAAGAUGUCAACACUGUGAAAUUCUUUGGCCUCUUCUUCAUCUUCUAUCAAAUGGCCCAAGUUUGGGGCAAUUUAAUAUCCUCCUCGGUCCUAACAUUGAGUGGACCUCCAUCCGCAGAGUCCACUGUCAAUGCCAGUCUAACCAAUGACUAUGAAGACCUAGAGGCGGUCAUCGAAACCAACAGCAGAGUGGGUGAAUUAUGUGGCGCUCGCUUCUGUCCGGGCAUUGGUGCCGAAGUUAAUCCCAAUUUGGUGCCACCAGCUCCAGAGCAAAUCCAAUUGCUCAAUUCCAUUUUUCUAGUGUGCAUGGCCGGAGCCGUUGUUCUUAUGAUUUUUGGCGUUAACUCUUUAAAGCGAUAUGGCGUUAAGAGUGGAGAUACUGGCGAUGGUAUGUCUGGCCUGAAACUACUCACCGUUACAAUUAAUCUUCUGCGGAAGCGACGACAAAUACUCAUGCUGCCAAUUACAAUGUUCAUUGGGUUAGAGGAGGCCUUUUUGGCCGUGGACUUCACACGGUCAUUUGUAGCCUGUGGUUGGGGCAUAUCGAAAAUUGGUUUCGCCAUGAUUUGCUUUGGCAUUGCCAAUGCGGUUGCUGCGGGAAUCGCGGGAGCUUUGGUUGAGCGCAUCGGCCGUGUCUCAUUGGCGGCAAUUUGUGCCGUUUUGAAUCUUUGCCUGCUUAGCUACAUGUACACAUGGGAGGCACGUGAGGGGGAUUAUCUAACUUAUUGUACAUUUGCCGCCAUUUGGGGCAUUUGUGACGGCAUUUGGCUGGUUGUGGUCAAUGCUUUUUAUGGUAUCCUAUUCCCCAACCAUUUGAUAGCUGCCUAUUCUAACUUUAGGCUGUGGGAAAGUUCUGGUUCCGUUAUUGGCUAUAUCAUCAGUGCGCAGCUUUGUACUUCUUCAAAGCUGGUAAUCUUAAUGUGUGUCAUGCUGGUUGGUUGUGUUGGCUACGGCCUCAUUGAAUAUCGUGUGUGGAAGAAACAAAAGAAUCUGGAAAUUAUGUUGAGUGAUUGAUCCUUGUCAUGGAUCACAUACAUAUAUAAACAGAUGCUUGCCAUUUACAAAUUUUAAAAUGUGAUACUGUCAGACCAGAAGUCUAACAAGUAAAGCCAACUUAAAGUAUAUGAAGGUAGUUUAUUUUGGUGUUACUUGUUAAAACAAUUUAUAAAUUUAUUUUUAUAAGAUUUUUGUUACAAAAUACAUUUG